GACGUCAUUGGCUGCGAGGGGCCCAUUACUCCCCGGGCUCCUGUGUGACGGGGUAGGCGGGACGGCAGUCUGCUCCUCCUUGCUCUUGCACAUACAGCAAAAUGGCGGCUGCGUACACCGGCGGCCUUAUCUCCACGGAGCAGUGGGCACUCAAGACCGAGGCCUUAUUAGCGGCCUCCGGGGCCCCGGUACCGGGCAGUGAGAAGAGGCCCGGGGCUGAAGAGGCGGCUCGGAGGUUGGAGGCCACAAGACGGGAGCUGGGGAACCGCAGGAAAAUCCUAAUGAGAAACCUCCCGCAUGACUGCAGCAGCCAGGAUAUUCACGAUCUGUUAAAGGAUUAUGAAAUAAAAUACUGCUACGUGGACAAAAAUAAGAAAACAGCAUUUAUCAGUUUAUUAAAUGGCAAGCAAGCACAAGACGCUAUUCAGAAUUUCCACCAAUACACCUUCCGAGAUAAAGAAAUCUCAGUUCAGCUGCAACCAACUGAUGCUGUGCUGUGCAUUACCAACCUUCCUCCCUUGCUAUCGCUGCAGGAGUUUGAGGAACUUGUACGAGUAUAUGGAAAUAUUGAGAGAUGUUUUCUGGUGUACAGUGAAUUCACUGGGAAUUCAAAGGGUUAUGGCUUUGUAGAGUACAUGAAAAAAGACUCCGCAUCCAAAGCCAGGUUGGAAUUACUUGGGAAAACGCUAGAGGAAUACACUCUCUUUGCACAGUGGAUGGACAUAAACCAGUUAACAGAAGAUCUUAUUCACUCUAAGUGCCUUUCUGUUGAUAAGCUUCCCAAGGACUGCAACAGCUCUGAGAUAAUGCAACUCUUCUCAUCAUUACACCAACCUGCGUUCUUCCAGUUGCAGAACAAUAGAAAAGGAUUACUUCCAGAACCAAAUCCGGUACAAAUCAUGCAGUCUCUCAAUAACCCAGCAAUGCUACAAAUGUUACUGCAAUCACAGAAUCUUGGAAGAGCUGGGAAUCAUGGUUCACCUCCUGGUCAUCCUCGCUUUUUAAAUCCAACGGUCAGCCAAGCGAUAUUACAACUUAACAAGCUGCAUCAGAAGCCAGGACUUGGCGGUUUUGGUAAUGCUCAGUUACAAAACGUUUCACAUUUACAAAUGGCUCAUCAGCAGCUCCUGCAGCUAAAAAGCUCCCAGUCUAAUAAUUGUAAACCCGGCCUGCUUGGUGAAGCUCCAGCCUCAAUGCUACAGACUGCGAUUGGAAAGCCUACAGCAGUGGUACGAUCAGUAUUCAUCAUACAACAACACUCAAACGGAUACUGCGGUUUCCCAGACUGAAGAGAGCCAAAAAACCUCAACUUCUGACCAAUACCAAGCAGGGGCUGAGGGAGAAAGCUACUAUUACCAGGCUGCUGGAUACGGGGACUACAAUACAUAUGUUCAAGCACCCCCUACAUAUUAUGCCAAUGCGCAAGGUUCAUACCAAGUGGGCAGCUCGGAAUCCUCCGAUAAGACGAGUGAAAAGCGAGCGUACUUUGUGUCUCCAGUGGAACCGAGCCAUGCUGGAUAUACUGAGCAGUACUCACAAAGCUCGGCAGACAACUACAGUGACUCCUAUUUCAAAAGGAAGAAAGUUUAUUAGCACUUGAGAUGCUCCAACGCUGUUUGUUUCUAUCAUUGCACAUCCAAAGAUGCACAAUGUGGUUCAUCUCCUUGCGCACCUUUUUAGUAUGGCACUGAAAGGGUUAUUUUUUGCCUAUAAAGUCUCAGGCAGAAUUGUUAUAAAGUAUAAAUCUUCAUGAAGAUUUGUAGAUAUUUUCUACAUGCAAAUAUGUCUUAGUAAAAACGGAUUUAAUUUGUUAUAUUCUUGCUAUGGCUGCAAAUGUUCAAUUUUCUUUUGUAAAUAUUAAGCAAUAAAAAUUGAUAGUAAA
Bombina bombina (fire-bellied toad) is the source of this 1882-nucleotide messenger RNA. It is a transcript of the gene RAVER2, whose product is annotated as ribonucleoprotein, PTB binding 2. The record is from RefSeq and is a predicted model, not a curated record. Lineage: Eukaryota; Metazoa; Chordata; Amphibia; Anura; Bombinatoridae. Gene Ontology annotation, molecular function: RNA binding.